Molecule: messenger RNA, 838 nt
Organism: Cynara cardunculus var. scolymus (artichoke)
Lineage: Eukaryota; Viridiplantae; Streptophyta; Magnoliopsida; Asterales; Asteraceae
Product: actin-depolymerizing factor 5-like
Exons: 3
Coding region: 123-554 (143 amino acids)
Biological process (GO): actin filament depolymerization; actin filament bundle assembly
Cellular component (GO): actin cytoskeleton; cytoplasm
Molecular function (GO): actin filament binding
Source: RefSeq, a predicted model, not a curated record
AAACCCAACGCGCCACAAUUCCAUUCCACGCCCACUUUUCUUCACACGCUAACGCCGCCGUAAACCAAACGCUUCCCUCUCGCACCACCGUCACCGGCGGCCGGACAAAACGAUCUACCACCAUGGCUAUGGCUUUCAAGAUGGCGACGACGGGGAUGUGGGUGGCGGAUGAAUGUAAGAAUUCGUUCAUGGAGAUGAAAUGGAAGAAGGUUCAUCGGUAUAUAGUGUUUAAGAUCGACGAGAAAUCGAAGCUGGUGACCGUCGAUAAAGUUGGUGACGCCGGAGAAGGGUACUCCGAUCUCACCGCCUCCCUCCCGGACGACGACUGUCGUUACGCCGUCUUUGAUUUUGAUUUCGUCACCGUCGAUAAUUGCCGGAAAAGCAAGAUUUUCUUUAUUGCAUGGGCUCCAAGUGCAUCAAAAAUAAGAGCAAAAAUGUUGUAUGCAACAUCCAAGGAUGGAUUAAGAAGGGUUUUGGAUGGGAUUCACUAUGAAGUCCAAGCAACUGAGCCAAGUGAGAUGGGGUUUGAUAUCAUUCAAGAUAGAGCCAAAUAAUGUGAAAACAUCAUACCCCACCCCUACCCACCAACCUACUCACCCAACAUUAUAUACAUAGUCUAAUAAUCACCCACCCACUUAUAUCAUCAUGUUUUUUUUUGGCAUCUUUCAUAGGGGUACAAGUCUCUUUUUAUGAUUAAGUUUGAAACAAUUGUGUUAUAAUGACUUAUAUUACAGUAAAAGAUACAGUUUCAUAUCGUAUUCGAUCAUUUUGAUGAUGUAACCUAAUGUAACUGAUUUUCUUAUGUUGAUUUCAAGAGAAAAGGGGUUUUCUUCGGAUU